AUACUGUUUUGCUGGUGGGACUUUUAUUAUGAAAGACAACAAAAAUCAUCUCGUCAUCCGGAAGUUCAAGCACACUGUUUCCUCGAAGCGGUCGUUGCUUAUAUUCACGUGUUUUUGCGGUAAAUCUUUGUGUUUUUAAAUUACACCGGUCGGCAGUCAGAUGCACAUACUGACAUAAUGCAACAGAGCUGCGUGGAUUAUCUAGAUCCAGUAUGAUUCAGUUCAUUUAGACGGGUAGUUCAUCGCACAGUUCGCUCGUAGUUAGCAGUCGUGCAUCUGUUUACUUGAGCAACAGACAGUUACAAAUAAAUAUAUCGCUUUCGGUUGAAUACAGAGGGAGAGUUGAAAUCUGCUGCUGAUCAUGUCUUUGGCAGGAGCUCUGUGGUUUGCCGUGCAAGACGAUUUAUUCAGUGCGUGUAACGACACAACAACAUCCAGCAACAGCAGCUCAACACAAGACAAGCAUCCCGUCCAAAGCAGCAUCAGCACCGGUUUCAGUGAGCCCAUCCCCGCCUCUGACACACACACACUCCUGGACCGCCUUGACGACCGCUUUCUGUCCCAGUGUUUUCAUCUCAACCGGCAGUGUCUGCGCUUCAUCAUCGAUUACAUCCAGGCCCGUUUAAAGAAAGACGUGUUUGCAGCAUCCCACAAUCUGAGCUCGUCAGAAGCCAAGAUUCUCGCCACACUUUCCUUUUACGCGCACGGAUCUCUGCCCUGUAAAGUGACCGAUCGGCUGGGGAUCGAUCAAACAUCCGCCGGCGAGGCGGUGAAGAGCCUCACCAAACUCCUAUCGAACAUGAGCCCUGACUUCAUCACCUUCCCGUACAGUUAUAAUGACCGCAUGGGAGCCGCGCAGGCCUUCAAAAACAUCAGCGGCAUCCCGCACGUGGUGGGCGUGUUGGGCUACCUGCACGUGAAGGUGACCCCUCCGCCUGGCGAGGAGUACAUGUAUGUGAACACGCUGGGCUAUCACUCGGUCAUGAUGCAGGUGAUCUUCGAUGUUGACGGGAAUCUGUUGAGUGUCGAGCAGUGCUGGCCGGGAGGAACUCCUGAAGACAGUGUUUGGGCGAGCUCGGACAUCGGCAAACAAUUUAGCACAUUUCGACACGGCCAUACGUGGGUUUUAGGUGGCAGAGGUAUGUUUGGUGGUGGGCAUGUGUUGACCCCUGUUGAUACCUCUCGCCUUAAAACCAAUGCCGCACAGAGAUUUAACAAAGCGCACACGCAGGUGUACGGCCGCAUGCAGCAGGUGUUUGGCAGUCUGAAGAGUCGUUUCCAGUGUCUGCGUGACUUUGGCUCCAUUCAGACUCUGGAGUCGGUGGCCUGCACCAUCACUGCCUGCUGCGUUCUGCACAACAUCUCCAAGAAGUUCUCCGUGCAGUUACCCUGGGAUUUCACUGUAGAGCCGAUGCACCCGCCGUCAGAGGUCAUCUACACAGCAGAGCCGCCGUACAAUUACAUGCAAGAAACUAAAGACGAGAUGAUAGGAAUGUUUUUUGCUAGUGCAGAAGACGACUGAGAUGUGCAUGGAGAGACCGAGAAUAACACAUGCAAAAUAAUUGGACUGACUUGUUCUGUCUUCGCAGUUGAAUUGGAAACAUUUUACAAUAAGGUUGAAUAUGUUCGUGAAAGGGAUAGUUCACUCAAAAAUCAUUAAAGAAUUUUCUUUUUUGGGUAAACUAUUCCUUUAACGCCGUAGUGAACAUGAACUAACAAUAAAUAAUACUUUUACUCCAUUUAUUAAUCUUGGUUAAUGUUACUUUACUGAUACAUUUGUAACAUUAAAAGUUGUAUGUUCGCAUUAGUUAAUGCAUUGUAAACUAACAUGAAUUAACAGCAUUACAUUUAUAAAUUAACAUUAAUCAAGAUGGUUCAAUAAUCAAUAAAUGCUGUAAAAUUUGAUACUUGUCCAUGAUAUGAUUACCAAUGCAUUAACCAGUAUUAACAAAUGAAACCUUAUUGUGAAGUGUUUCCAUUGAAGUAGUUAUAUUUAUAGAAAGGAACAAGAAACCAGAAUGUACAGUAUAUCAGCUUGGACAGUGGACUCCAUCAAAUGAAAUGAACACAUACAAAUGCAUGCCGAUGCCAGUUUAUUAUUCAUUUACAUAAGCUUUAUUCAGUGAAAUCACUAAUUGAUCAGAAGUUAAUACAAAGUCAUUAUCAUUUGUCAACGAAUGAUGCAAAUAAAAACAAAAUGUUUAUCUAGUAAUCUAUGGAAGGCUUUGACCUGAACUCACAUUAUUAUAUAACUCUUACAAAAAAGUAUUGUAAUGGUACCAUGGUACAGUGAUGAUAUGUCCAUGGACUUUUUUUAAUCAUCACGAUUUUAGUUUAAAAUUUCUGAAGGGAAAAUGUAUGUUUUAGGUGUAGUGACUGGUCACCAUUUCCUUUUAGGUUUUUCACCAAUUUUUAAACACAUUUUGUUUUCACUUGUUCAUUUCAUAUGGUCCUGUGAUGCGACUAGUGAAUUAGUGUUAUUUUUUAUUUUUUAUUAUUGAUAAAUAUGAUUAAAUUAUUUAGAAUUUUUUAUUAAUUAUUAUUAUUAAGAUGUGCCAUGUAGUCUCAAAUAUGAGGUCGUAAAUGCUGCAUGCACAAUAUUCUGCAAAAAAUACCAUUGCAGAAUAUUACAUACUGUGUAUAUUUACACUGUAUGUAUACAGUAUAUUAUAAUAUUUAUACAUUGAUAUAUUACAGUUAAAUAAAAAAUGUUUCAGAUGGAGUAUAGCAUGUCAAACCGCAGGACCACAUGUUAACUUCCCAAAAGUAUGUCAACUACUCUUAUAACAUGGUACUGAAUGAUUACUAGAUUCAUAUAUCAUGGUUAUUACAAGGUAUUCCAAGGUAAGAAUAUCAUGGUAUUAACAUGGUUCGUGGCAAAAAAACAAACAAACUGGUAUUAGUACUGAACCAUUUCCAAAACAAAAAAGCAAAAAAAAAAAAAACAUUUGGAUGGUAACACCUUGGUACUUUGUUGAAAGUUGUACAUGUGUUUUUCAUAGUCCUUGAUGUGUAGUUUUGAUCAACAUAAUAUAUUGUAAUUCAGAAUUCAAGCAGCUGCAGUAUGUGUACUGUGUUUCCAGUAGAUGAAUUCAGAGUUUCCAUUAAGUGGUAAGCAGAUGCUUUCGUAUAAAGUGACUUUCAAUACAGUGCAAGAAAUCACAUUACUGGUGAAUACCUGGACAGACAACACACAACAUGAUUUACCCAAGUACAACAUGUUCUCAUUAGGAUUAAAAUUGUAAGGAACUGAACAAUUUUGAUGCCACUUAAUGAUUCUGAUUCCCUUAACGGUUCCAUUAAUGAUUCUUUUAGUUCUUUUUAGGAAGAAUUAUUUGAAAAGAAGGAUUGUAAUUGCUCUGACAGAUAUAUAAGUGUAAUGAUUUAAUAAAGAGCCAACACUAAAGAGUCAUUCAUUCAGGAACCACACUUCACUGGUCAAGUUGUAUGUUUUUGAUUCUCUUAAAAGGACCGACUCAUAAGAGUCAUUCAUUCAGGAAUCAGACAACAAUGGAUACGCUUAAUUUCAAUGCUGUAGAUUCAAAAGAAUCGGCUCAUAAGAAUCAUUGGUUCGGGAAACAAACUACAAUGCAUUGAAUCAAAACAUUGAUCAGCUGUCUUGUUGGUGGCUGCUUUCCAGCACUCAUGCCAAUGUGCUUACUUGCAAGAAGAGCACUCGUGACUGAGUGAACGGUUAAA
Messenger RNA from Myxocyprinus asiaticus (Chinese sucker), 3699 nucleotides. Its product is annotated as putative nuclease HARBI1. Bases 362 to 1522 code for a protein of 386 amino acids. Lineage: Eukaryota; Metazoa; Chordata; Actinopteri; Cypriniformes; Catostomidae. The record is from RefSeq and is a predicted model, not a curated record. The transcript has 2 exons.